Cydia fagiglandana is the source of this 5025-nucleotide messenger RNA. RefSeq lists its product as uncharacterized. Gene Ontology annotation, molecular function: cyclin-dependent protein serine/threonine kinase inhibitor activity. Lineage: Eukaryota; Metazoa; Arthropoda; Insecta; Lepidoptera; Tortricidae. Gene Ontology annotation, biological process: regulation of cell cycle. Gene Ontology annotation, cellular component: nucleus. The coding region runs from base 155 to 553 and encodes 132 amino acids. The record is from RefSeq and is a predicted model, not a curated record. The transcript is spliced from 3 exons.
UUGGCGCGAACGCGGCGCGCGCACGCCGCAUCUUUGCUUACGUAAGUCGUUUCCCGCCCUUUUGGACCAACGAAAUCGCGUUCGGAAUUUUGAAAAUAGAACGCACUGUUUUGGAUUAAAAGUUACCCUUUUCAAGAACCCACACCAAAGAGCCAUGCGCCGCAUCUCCCCGCACAACCCGGUGCGCCGGCGCCUCUUCCCCGAGGCACAUUUAGAAGAGGAAGCCCGCAUGGACAACUGCGCUAACGUGCUGCAAGAAUCUAUAGCCAGGGACCAAGCCGCCAUGACAAAGAAAUAUAAUUUCGACUUCACCACCGAGACCGCGUUACCAGGCGAAUGGGAUUGGUCCACGCGCGACGGCGAAAACUGGAUCGGAUUCAAACCGAAUACGAUGGAAACUACGCAAAAAGAUAAAGACUGCAUUGAAAUGAGACUAGAAAAUGAGACCACCCCUAAAGAAAAACCUGAUAAGGAACUGCCUGCUGUUAGAAAGAGAAAGAGCGAUGCGGCGGCGAGCGACAGCGGAGCGAGAAGGAAGAUCAGUUUCGACUAAAAGGAAAUUUGAGUUUAGGGUUGUCACACGCUUAUGAAGUGCCACUUAAAGUUUGAUAGGAUAUUAAAAUUUCUCUUAGUUGGUUUAAUAAGUAUACUUGCAUUUCUGAGUAAUUUAGUCUUCUUUAAAUUUAUUAACGUCAACGUAUGAAACUAUUCCUUUAUUCAAAAUUUAUCUCAAUGAUUAUUUUUUUUUAAUUAAUUAUUGACUAAAUUAAAUCAUUCGGUUUUAAUAAGUAUUGACUGGAGCAAGCUAAGUUUUGUGCGAAGUCCAGUUGCAUCUCACGCAUAUGACAUUUUAUUGGCUUUAAAUCCCGCCUAAUAUGGUAUUUAUUUACUUUAACAAUUUACUAAAAUUAUGAAAAUUCAAAGGACUGAUGACUUCCCUAAUAGGACUUUAUAUUUUAGAGAGUAACUGUAGAUAUUAUAGAGUAUAGACCGACCGCUUAAAUGAGUCCUGGCCUCGCCACCCUUAGUCCUACCCCGUCGCCCCCGUACCGCGCAGGCGAGGACUCAUUGAAGUGGUCGGUCUAUACCUACAUUAUAAUUAUAGUCGUUUUCGGUUAUAGUCGUCUAUUUAUUUGCAUUAAGACUGUUUUGUGUAAAAAUGUUUAGUAAUAUUUAUUUAAAAACGUAGUUUUAGAAAUGUAUUCGUUCCGCUACAUAACAUCACAAUUUUGUAGCUUAGAGAUAGGUACUUAUUUUGUAUAAAGAAGCCUUUCCCAUUCAAAGAUUUGAUAAAUGCAUUUAAUGUAACUUUUAAACUUCUUCAUAAAUCACUCUCAGAUCGAUCUAUUUUCCAAAAUAUUAUAAAACAAGAAGCGUUCGUAUUUCACCAAGAACUUAAAUUUUUACAGCGCUAAAUCUAGUUAGUAGUUAGAUAUCAGAUUUAGGCCAUUUUAUAUAAAUUCUCGUUUAGUUUAAAACAAUUUAAAUGUUUUUGGUAAAGGACGAAUGUGAUCACCGAUUGAUGUAAAUUUGUAAUUUUAGUAUAAUUUUAAUGCAGCUACCAUUUUCCAAAACCUACAACUAUAAAAUUUUAUAUAUUGAUAGAAAUACAUUAAUAUUAUUACCUAAAGAGUUAUACAUUUUAUAGUGACAGACAUAGCUUUUUUAAGUAUAAAGACGGACGUAAAGUGUUUCGUCUUUAAAUGAAUUUUAAAGGUGACAUUCGGUUGGCAACUGCAGAUGCAUUACUGUUGCGACAUUACUGCUGCGGCACACAUACAUACAUAUAAUCACGCCUAUUAUCCAGAGGGGUAGGCAGAGACCACGAAUUCCCACUUGCUACGAUCCUGACAUACCUUUUUCACUUCCUUCAUCAUUUUCAUAAUAUUCCUCAUACACGGUCGCUCGCGGGAGCUGUGUCUGUCAAUAUUAAAAAUAAAAUUACCUCUAUAACAUGAGAUGACUGACGGAUUGAAUGUCAUAUCAUAAUCGCGGCAGUAAUACGUCACCCACGAGAAUAAAUGGAAUCAGGGCUUGCAGCUAUACCGGCGGCAUCAACGUCGUCGCAACACUAAUGCCACAGAAUAAAUAAUAGUACUAGGUCUAGGUACAAGGUUCACUCUCGUACUCUUACAAAACGCGUCUAUUACGACAGAUAUGACCGCAAGGUGGCGCAAGUGCAAGCAGGCGUCCGUUCCGUAGCGGUGCGCGGCAACUACUACUGCUAGACACCAAAAUUGGUGUGGACCGCAUGUACCUACUUAUAGCGACGCGACGAAAUCGCGGAGUGAGCCACGCGUGGUAAUGCCGCAACAGUAGUGCAGCUAUCGGAAUGUUACCUUUAGAAACAAUGUAUUAUUCGACUUGAAUUGAGGAAUGCGUGGCUUGCAUAACGUUUUAGUGAGACUUAUUAUAGACGCUGUAUGGGUUUAAUACCGUUAACGUAACGUUAUUAAAAUCUAUCUGAUGCUACAUGUAUAAAACACGUAUUGAAUUAUAUUAUUGGGAUAUUAAUAUGUGAGUGGGACAUUUAUUAUUUUUCUCGAUUGUGUAUGUAAACUGUGUGACAAAAAAAUUGCUGCAUAUUGGUGACAAUUUUCACAAACUUGUGCGUUUGUGAAAAUUGUGUAGGUAAAUGAUAUUUUGAAGAUAAUUCUAUUUUUAGUUCAAUGAUUGUAAUUUUAAUCAAUAUGUCAUUUUGGUAAAAACGUUUAAUCAAAACAAAAAAUCCUAAAAAAUAUUAGUUAACGAAUUUUUGAACCAUUCUGUAUAAAUUCGAAUCCCAUUAUUUUCAUAUCUUGGUCUUCUUGAUGAAUAUUAGGAAAUACUUUGCCCAUACAGCCGAUUAACUUUAGGAGUAGUAUCGUAAAAUAAAAAUAUUUUUAAGCAAUUACGGCAAACUAAAACGCUUUUAGGGUUCCGUUCAAAAGAACGAAACCCGGAUAUUAAAGCUUUAUGCACUAAAUCUAACCUAAAUAUGUUGACAGUCGAGUCCAUAAUAACAGUAGCAUAGCAGCUGUUACUUUUUCUAUCAAUCUAUCAUUUUAAAUGACAGUUUCAGAAACAAAACAAGGAACGUAAACUACAUAAUGUACUUUAUACUUAUAACUCUUUAUAAGGUUAACCGAGGUAAAUGCAACUAUGGGGUUAUUGCGUCUAUUUGACUUCUUUUUUCAAACAAUGUGAAUUACGAGCUCCCGUCAUGAGGGUCAGAUCUAGUGAUAAAUAAAAGCCUGAGCUACUUGGAAAUAAAGGGGCCCACUGAUUAACAGUCCGCCGGACGGUAUCGGCCUGUGAGUUGUUCGGAACUAUUAAAAUUUUGUUCUAACUAACAGGCCGAUACCGUCCGGCGGACUGUUAAUCAGUGGGCCCCUUAAAACAUAACAUAAUAGAUGGCGUUCCGACCAACCGUAUUCAAGGAAUACCUACCCAAAUAAUAGCAUUUACCUCGGUUGCACUUAAAUUGUUUUUUGAACAACAAUUUGAAUUCAACCUAGAUUUUAACUAACUCGAUUCAGAUUACCUGUGCUGUUAUAUGACUCGACUAAAUUAAACGAAACAGCUAAUUCCCAAAGUUCCGGUAGAUUUUUUACGUCUGUUAGACAAUACUACUGCAUGACGGUUUUUAAACGAUGAUUACGAACACCGAAAUGGUUUGGUGAAAAAACCAAAACCAGUUAAUUGGGUUACACAUUAUAAUUAUUAUAAAUAUACAGUUUGAAAGCAAUCGGAUUUGAGUCCUCCGUGUAAGUAAAAAAUAAUAUAUCUGUGUCAUGAAAACCCGUAAAAAGGAUCGACAAACAUUAAUAUAAGUGAAAUCUAACAAUCUGACAAAACUAGUACAUUAAAAUUUUCCUCCGAGUGAAACACAAAAUUUUUCACCACACCAACCCGAAGCAAACAUUAAAUGUAAAAUAUCAAAGAAAAUCAAACCAAAUCAACUCCAAAUGAAUGUUGUUAAAUAUUUAUCAUCUAAAAUCAUAAUUUAAAAGUCAAUUCUACAAUGUUGUUAAAUAUUUAUCAUCUAAAAUCAUAAUUUAAAAGUCAAUUCUACCAACAUAAGAAAACAACUUAAAAUUUGCAUUUGAUUACUUUGCCUCACAUGUGAAUAAAAUGCAACUUUGCUAUCAGUUUUUGAAGUGCAAAGUAAGCCUUUCCGAGCUGGAGUGCUGAAAACAUUAUUAAUUUACUAAUUUUCAGUAUCUACGUGGCGCCUAAUUGCCCAAAAUCAUCGUUCAAAAACUGUACCGUAGUCUGAUACUUACUGAUAUAAUCAUAUAAUUUAAAAAUAUUUUAAGUAUUUAUAUUUUUAAUAUUUAUUUAUUAAAGGUUUAGAAACCUUAGAAUUUAAAAUAAGUAGGUUUGUAUAAAUUUUAAUAUCUUUAUUUUAUACAUGUUUUCUUUCAAUGAUCUGUGCAUAUUCAGAUAUCUGAAUCCUAAGAUGUCAAAAAAGUUAUCUUACCUGACAUAUUUUUAUUUUGUAAACUGACUGACUAAUAGUAAUGAAUAAUGAUACUCUAUUUGACACAUUUCAUGUAUUGAUUACAAGGCUCCUAUUUGCCAAUAUAAAUGUAAAAACUGACAGCGACUACAUCAUGUCAUAAGAUGGUCGUAUCCCAUAAUUAUCAUAAUUAUAAAAUCAAAGUCAAAUAAAGUCAGUUACAAGUUUACACCUAAUUAUUUUGUGCAAUUAACUGUUUAGCAAUAAAAAGAUAUAAUCAAAUAGUGAGAUAUUUAUUUAUAUUUAAUCAAAUAAUCAUACAAUUACCUAAGAAAAAUAUCAGCAUUCGAAAUGACAUUGGGUACCUACUGAUAAAAAGUAAAAAAAUAUGGACAAUGUAAAAAGAUAUUUUUAUUUAUGUAACUAUAGUAUGCAUAAGAUAGUUAAUAAUUUUCAAAUGUAAAUACCUGACUGGACUUCUAGAAUUUGUAUUUUAAAGUACCUUACCAUAAAAUUAAGGUUUUUUAUGACGAUAAUUUAUUGUAGUCUGGUUUAUCUAAAUUAAAUUAUUAUUUAUAAUAUUU